This is a messenger RNA of Mercurialis annua (annual mercury), 869 nucleotides long. RefSeq lists its product as uncharacterized. NCBI's taxonomy places the organism in Eukaryota, Viridiplantae, Streptophyta, Magnoliopsida, Malpighiales, Euphorbiaceae. The coding region runs from base 193 to 570 and encodes 125 amino acids. The transcript is spliced from 3 exons. The record is from RefSeq and is a predicted model, not a curated record.
UAUAAUUGACCUACAAUAUAUUCAUGGAAAUCAUGUUUUUUUGUUUAAAUGUGAUUGGUGGGAUGUUGGGGAUAAAAAAAUGGGAUUAAAACAUAUGGUAAUUUACAUACCAUUAACACGAGCCGUAAAUGGUACAAAAAUGAUCCUUUUGUGUUAAUAUCUCAAGUACAUCAAGUUUUCUAUGUCAAUGAUAUGAAAAAUGGGGGUCCUUGGAAAAUUAUGCAAAAAUCAUAUCCUAGGAAUAUAUAUGAUGUCCCAGAGAAGAAAGAAUCAUACAAUGAAGAUUCAGUAUUAAAUGAUGAGCCUUAUCAACAAUAUGAGACUGAUUAUCUUCAUGAAGUUGAACAAGUUGAUGGUGAAGAUUUAGAAUCUUUGCACCAUAUCGAUGUACUUCCAGAUGAAGUUGAUGUUAGUGAUGUGCUUCAAAUUCAAAGGUCAAAUUCAGUGGAAGAGCAUUAUAACAAAGGUUCUAGUGAUGAAGAGGAUGAUACUAUGAUUAAUUAUGAUGAUGAUAGUGAUGAAAAUGAUGAUGAAGAUGAAGAUGAAGAUGAAGAUGAAGAUGACGAAUAGUGUUUUUAAAAAAGUGUAUCAAUGCGAUUUGGCUUAUGUGUUGCUGUACUUUUGGUCGCUAAAAUCAUUGUUGCUGCUGCGUCUCUUCUCUCAACAAGGACUUGGUGUUCUCAUGCAGUUACAAGCAAUGAAUUGUGGCCAGAGUAUGAGAUAAGAAAUGAGGAUGAAAUGAGUUUGAUUCCGAAGUCUGAUGAUAAUGAACACGAUAAGCAAUUGGUAUUGAAGAAGAGAUUGGAUGGCACCAUAUUUAUAUGGAGUCAUUGUUAGACUGUUUCAAGUUCUUGUUGACUCCUGCAAUA